AUGAAUUUUCGGUGCAAAUUAUCGAAUUUCUCACCCACUUUUCCGUUCAGUGACGACGAACUAAAACAUGCCGGCCUGCUAGGCGACGAUGUGUCUGAACCUGCGGCCCAGGCCGUCACUACUAUGAAGAAUCACCCGGGACUGCUGAACCUCUCGCUUUUCGCCCUCGACUCCCCGACCUUCAGCGAUAUGUCUGUGUCGUCCCAUUUCUCUGCCCUCAUCUUCGCCAGCGAUACCACCGUUGUCUCCGAGUACAGUCCCGACGACUACGAACGGACGUCCUACUAUAAUGGCAUCGCUGGAGACGGCGACCACCCGGACCUUGUGUAUCGUUCCGACUACCUCACUGCUCCCUUCCCCAAGCCCGUCGGCAGAUUCGGCCACAUUCCUGUCAAGUCGGUCCGUGGAGUCUUCGAUACCCCACUCAACGGUAUCUGGGACGACAAUGUCAGUCCUCAGAUCCGCGACGUUAUCAAGGCCCAUAAGAUCAACUGGACGUCCAUCGACCCUGCUCGUUUCUUUACCCACGGACCACCGGGAGAGGAGGAGAAGGAGAGUCUCGGCCCUGUCGUCAUCUGGGUCGGUGUCAGUCCCGGUUCUACCUCCGCUACCGCCCAAGAUGUCUCACGAGAGAUCCUUGCGCUCCUGUUGAAACAUGGAGUCGAUGGCGUCGUCGUGGAGUGGCGAGAGGCGGUCCCGCAGACUCUGGCUGGCGUGCCCCUUCUACGCCAUGUCGGCAGCACCAACGCCACCCAUCAUGUCCGUCGUUUCCUUACACCUCUUCUCGGCAUGGAGAAGGACGAUGCGCAGGGCACUCUUACCCUCUGGUUUAGAGAAAACAAGGACAGGAGCGGAAAGCCGAGCGACAAAGUCUUUGGGGUCAGUAACUGCCAUGUUUUGCGCAAGAAGACCAACGAAAAUUACGAGCACAAAGGAGGCGCACCCAAGAUUUAUGUCCGAGUCUGUGACAUGCGUCGAUUCCAGCGCGGCUUGGACGACAUCACCAAGGCCGUAUCUGAUUACGUCAUCAUUGCAGAUCAUUGGGCUAGAGAUAUCGUCAGACUGCAGGAGAGGGGGGUGCAGGACCCGGAGGACGAGGAGGAGUUGGAGCAAACUAGGAUCAAGUUGAAUGAGGAGAACCGAGCUAUCGCCAGUCUCGAGGCCUUCCACGUCCAAGUCGAGAACGAAUGGUCCAAUAUUAAGCUCCAGCGCAACAUUGGAUUCGUGCAACACUCCGUAGCCAUCAGCGUCGACGAAGACGACACCAACUUCACCCUGGACUGGGCUGCCUUCGAGGCCGCUGAGGGCAAGGUCAAGAAUGAGUUUGAAGGGAACGUUGUGGAUCUCGGAUCCGAGUAUGCUCCGCAACAACUGACGGAUAUGUUCUACCCUCGGGCUGGUGGUCCCACGACGUUCAAGUAUCCCGCUGGGCGAAAGCUCCGGAUCGAGGGCUGUGCUUCGAAGGAGGACCUCGCCAACCCUGCCGAUAUCGACAGCGAAGACAAACAUUGCAUUAUCGUUGGCAAAGAUGGGAACACCACCGGCCUCACCGUCGGAAUCUUCGCCGGCCUGGUUUCGUUUAAGAAGAACGAACUCGGCAUUGAGUCAACCGAGUACGGCGUCUACAAUUUGGGCGGUAAGCAUGGCGAAGUCUUCUCCGCCAAAGGAGACUCGGGCUCUCUUGUCUGGUAUAUGAGGGACGGCAAAGCCUACAUUGUCGGCCAGCUUCACUCCGGGCAAAACAAGGGCGGCGCGACGAGCAAUCACAUCACCUACUGCACGCCCGGCUGGUGGCUCUUGACGCAGAUCAAGAAGAGGUUCCCGCACGCCAACUUCUACCCCAUGAACUGGGAGGCUUGAGACCAUCAUUCACGCUGAUGAACGUCGAAGCCAGCGUCUUCUUCUGCAACCUCGUGACCUCUACUAUGUCCCACCUCCUUAUUUUCGUCUGUCGAUCGCGAAUCAUUCCUUUCCCUCGUCUCUUUCUCUCUUCUCAUUAUAUCGGUUGCCGACGAAAGGAACGUCAGAUCGUCUACUAGAAGCACCUUCAGUGCUAAGCCCCUCCGUUCCGUUCCCAUGAUAUGUGCUAUCAGUUAUAUGGCUAGGUUAGCGUCAUUAGAUACCAAGUAAUAUCGAACUAACCGUAGCAUCAGGGAUCAAUUUCAGUGACAAAUAUAGAGUUCUGAUGGAAAGACGCCC
Molecule: messenger RNA, 2199 nt
Organism: Laetiporus sulphureus 93-53
Lineage: Eukaryota; Fungi; Basidiomycota; Agaricomycetes; Polyporales; Laetiporaceae
Exons: 8
Coding region: 1-1860 (619 amino acids)
Source: RefSeq, a predicted model, not a curated record